Molecule: messenger RNA, 1527 nt
Organism: Aspergillus aculeatus ATCC 16872
Lineage: Eukaryota; Fungi; Ascomycota; Eurotiomycetes; Eurotiales; Aspergillaceae
Product: cytochrome P450
Exons: 2
Coding region: 1-1527 (508 amino acids)
Molecular function (GO): oxidoreductase activity, acting on paired donors, with incorporation or reduction of molecular oxygen, reduced flavin or flavoprotein as one donor, and incorporation of one atom of oxygen; heme binding; iron ion binding
Source: RefSeq, a predicted model, not a curated record
AUGAAUCUCUACACACCCCACCAUCCCGUUGCGGUAAUCGCUGCCGCUGUUGUUGUCCUCGGCUCAAUCCUCACUUAUCUGAAUCGUCGAUGGAAGCAAUAUCGCAUGGCCAGAGCAAACCAAUGCCAACCACCCUCGACCCUCCGUGAAUGGGACCCGGUUUUCGGCCUCGAUGGCAUUUAUCAGCGAAUGAAGGAGGCCAAAGAACACAACUUUCUCGAGAGAAGUGUCGACCGCUUUGAGAGGUACGGCAACACAUUCCAAGCUCGUCGGCUGGGCACAACUGUGAUCGCAACGCGCGAUCCCGAGAAUGUGAAAACCAUUCUCUCUCUGCGAUUCAAGGACUAUGGUCUGGGGGAUCGUAUCCACUCCUUCGGACCGCUCCUCGGACAUGGUAUCUUCACAACAGAUGGCGAGCACUGGGCCCAAUCGCGGGCUAUGGUCCGCCCCAAUUUCGCCAAGGAGCAGGUCGCCCAUCUUGACAUUUUCGAGGAGCUUAUGAAUGAUUUGCUGGCCCUCAUACCACCCGAUGGAAUCACCGUCGAUCUUCAAGAUCUGUUCUUCGGGUUCACCAUCGACUCUGCCACCGAUUUCCUGUUUGGGCACAGCGUGAACAGUUUGAAGAAGCGAAGGGCGGGUCUCCCUCAGAGCAUAGAGGAAGAGAAGGAUUUCGCGGAGGCAUUCAAUUAUUCUCAGUAUGCUAUUGCCACAAGAGCACGCUUGGGCAAGCUAAGAUACCUUUAUCGCGACCCCAAAGCCGAUCAAUGCGAUCGCAUAUGCCAUGAUCUAGUCGAGCAGUUUGUCGACAAGGCUCUGCGGACGCGUGAGCGGUACAGUCAAGAGAAAGACACACAGGAAAAGCACAGAUACUUGUUCCUUGAUAGCCUGGCGCAGCAGACUGGUGAUCGGACACGUAUUCGUAGCGAGCUGAUCAACGUCCUCCUGGCUGGACGAGAUACCACCGCAUCCUUGCUGAGCAACUUGUUCUUCAUGCUUGCAAAACACCCCGAAGUCUGGCACAAAUUGCGCGAGGAAGUCGCAACACUGGAAGGGCGUACGCCUACAUAUGAGCAGCUGCGCAACCUGACGUACCUAAAGUACUGCCUGAACGAAUCGCUUCGUCUUCACCCCGUGGUUCCUGCUAACGCUCGUUUUGCCCAAACCGACACCAUCCUUCCUACUGGUGGUGGCCCGGAUGGCAAGUCCCGCAUCUUCGUGCCGAAGGGCAGCGUUGUCUCGUAUUCUGUCUUCGCGAUGCAUCGGCGCAAAGACUUCUUCGGUUCGGAUGUGCACGAGUUUCGACCCGAGCGGUGGGCUGACCUACGUCCAAGCUGGGAAUAUCUCCCAUUCAACGGAGGACCACGGAUUUGCGUCGGUCAGCAGUAUGCACUGACAGAGGCAGGUUAUGUGACGGCGCGUUUGGCACAAAAGUUCUCGAUAUUGGAGAGCCGCGAUCCAGGCCCUUGGGAGGAAAAUUUGACAUUGACAUGCUGUUCCAAAAAUGGGACGAAGGUAGGACUGAGAUAG